Molecule: messenger RNA, 381 nt
Organism: Brettanomyces bruxellensis
Lineage: Eukaryota; Fungi; Ascomycota; Pichiomycetes; Pichiales; Pichiaceae
Gene: MRP17
Product: mitochondrial ribosomal small subunit component
Exons: 2
Coding region: 1-381 (126 amino acids)
Biological process (GO): translation
Cellular component (GO): ribosome; mitochondrial small ribosomal subunit
Molecular function (GO): structural constituent of ribosome; small ribosomal subunit rRNA binding
Source: RefSeq, a predicted model, not a curated record
AUGCUCUAUGAAUUGAUUGCAAUAGCCAGAAUAUCGGAUCCGCUUGCCGUUCAUUCCGAGGCAAAAGAAUUGGCAUCUACUAUAGGUAAAUUGGUUAUCAAAAACAAUGGUGUUGUGCGUGAAAUAGUGUCUUUAGGUGCAAAGCCUCUUCCGAAACUCAUGAAAAAAGCUAACGAAAGGCAUUUCCAGGGUUCGCACUUUCUUAUGCUGUUUGAUUCCUCUAGUGCUGUGCAGAGAGAAAUUCUAAGAUCAUUAAAGAACGAUCCGAGGGUGAUACGGUCUAAUCUUAUAAGAGUUGAUAACUCUAAGACCUUGAAUCCUGGAUCUAGCGUUAGCAGAAUGCUAUCUUCUUUAAAUGAUAUACACUAUGAUGAAAUAUGA